Messenger RNA from Saccoglossus kowalevskii, 1245 nucleotides. RefSeq names its product arrestin domain-containing protein A-like. NCBI's taxonomy places the organism in Eukaryota, Metazoa, Hemichordata, Enteropneusta, Harrimaniidae. Gene Ontology annotation, biological process: protein transport. The record is from RefSeq and is a predicted model, not a curated record. Gene Ontology annotation, cellular component: cytoplasm.
AUGAACCAAAUCAGUUUGAGAACUGAAAAGGGCGAAUACAGUGGAGGAGAGACCAUAUUUGGAGUUGUUUACCUAAGAAUUGCCACAGCAACAGUUGCACAAGCUAUCCAGUUGAAUUUAAAGGGUUUUGAAAGCUCUGAUUUUUUUCAACCAAAAAAGCAUACUUCAUUCAAAGCAUAUGCAGAAGAAGGAAUACCAGAGACUGCUGAAUCACACAAACCGAAAGAUGCCAAGAAUGACAUAAGUAUAUCCCUAAACACUGACACAUACAGUGAAGUAUUGAAGGGACUAAAAUACUACUUCAAUACCUCAGUGUCACUGUGGGAAGAAAAAGGUCCACUUCCAAGGGGUCAUUAUGUAAUCCCUUUCCAGUAUAAUUUACCUCCAGAUAUUCCAGGCUCAUUUUUCAAAGAAGAAGUUGGCCACAAAAUAUGGAAAGGUGUCGUCAAGUACACAGUCAAGGCUUUCAUCUUGGAAUCUGAUGAACCAAUAGAGUACACACAACCAAUUAUAAUCCAACCAACCAAUAUAUUCUCAGAGAAGUUAUUGUCCCCAAAGCCGACUAAAGUAACAGGGAUUGUCAAAAAAUGUUUCUGUUAUAGUCGUGGUGAAGUUCAUGUUGAGGCUAAAUUAAAUAAAAGUAUUUACAACUCGGGGGACAUUGCCAAGCUUGAGGUGCUAAUAGACAAUCAGUCAACAGAAGAUAUUGAUGUAAUCAGAGUCACACUCAGAAGGGUGGUACGUUUACUCGGAUGGUGGAGAAAUGGUAAUGGUAGUGAAGAGGAUGUGUACAGUGACAACAGUGAAAUGGAAGAUUUCAAUGGCAAACCACCUGUCUCAGUCUUUCCCAAAACAUCAGAGAUCGUCUGGGCAAGUCUUCUACAAGGUUGCCCCAAGUCUGAAAAAAAUAAAAUGCACAAAAGAUUAAUUGAUAUACCUCUGAUUGAAACAUUGGCAUCUAAUGACCAUGUAGUUCCAUUACUACCAUCUACUCUGGGUUCAUUAGUUCGGCAGUGUGCUUAUUGUAUAUCAGUUGAUGUUGAUGUACCCUAUGCUCCAGACAUCACAGUUACAUUAUCUAUUGAUGCAAUCAAAUCAACGUCAAAUGAACAGUGGGCUCAAUGGACUCCUCCAGACUGGAUGACGCAAUGCCAGGUAAAGCAUUCACUUGGCGAAUGUUCUGUACGACAGUCAGUUCUAGGAUCUGAAGUAUUCGCUGCUAUUCCUCCAUUUCAACCAACUUAG